Molecule: messenger RNA, 2082 nt
Organism: Neoarthrinium moseri
Lineage: Eukaryota; Fungi; Ascomycota; Sordariomycetes; Amphisphaeriales; Apiosporaceae
Exons: 6
Coding region: 1-2082 (693 amino acids)
Biological process (GO): cell surface receptor signaling pathway; cytoskeleton organization
Cellular component (GO): cytoplasm
Molecular function (GO): protein binding
Source: RefSeq, a predicted model, not a curated record
AUGUCGAAUCCCUUCCAGAACUCCUCGGGCGGGCCCCCUCACGACAGAGGACAAGGCGGCUUCAUACCCCGUAUGAGGGGCUCCUAUGCGUCGGUAGCAUCGAAUAGCGGCUCACCCGUGAUGGCGUCACCCCAUCCGCACUUCAGCACCCUCAGUCGCCCGUUCAGCUACGCGCAACAUGAAACGACCCCCGAGCUAUACACGACGCAUCAAUCCUACGUCCGAACCUCGAGUCACGACAUGGACUCGGAUAGGCACGAGCCCGCCCAAGAUGGCGGAGCAGCUGCUCUCGGGCAGCGUGCUCCCCAACUACCAUCCCAUUCGAGAGCAUUCGAGGGUUUCAUAAGUCCGGCUGGGGACAGUUUCUGGUCGAGCCAGCAUAGACACAAUGGCUUCUUCACGCCCUCCUAUCUUCGGGGCUCAGCCUACAUCCAGAGGCUUGAGGAGGCGCACAAAGCAAAGCAGGCACAAAAGGAGAGCCAGCAACAGGCGGGUGGCGGCGGCGGCGGCGGCGGAGGCAGCGCUCUACAGACAAACCAGGCCACACCUUCCAUCACACCCAAGCCCGCAUCACAUCUGGGCAUGACCUAUGAUUUGAUCGAGCGACCCCCUUCUUUCGAGAAUGACGACUUGGUAGACCCUUUGCCCACCAAGUGGAACCGGGACGACAAGUACGGUGGUUUGGAGGUAAUAGCCGAUGGCCAAGAGGUCAAGUACACGGCACAAAAGCCGCCUGGCGAACGGGAACAUGAAGCAUAUGCUAUCCGGUCCGACCAUGCCAUCGCAAACCACGUUGGUAUCUACUACUAUGAGGUUGCAGUCCUGUCUAGAAAGCGAGACGAGAGCACAAUUUGCGUGGGGUUCACUGCAAAGACAGUCUCGCUCGCCAGACCACCCGGGUGGGAAAGUGACUCGUACGGCUACCACGGAGACGACGGGAACAUUUAUAAUGGUCAGAAUGUUGGCAAGCAUUACGGGCCUCCAUUCGCCACUGGCGACACGAUUGGUUGCGGCAUCAACUUUAGGACAGGCACUGCUUUCUUCACCAAGAACGGUGUUUACCAAGGGAUCGCUUUCCGGGACGUUAAGGGGAAGCUAUACCCCGUUGUUGGAAUGAAAAGAAACGGCGAGCAUAUCCGAGCCAACUUUGGACAAACUCCGUUCAUCUUUGACAUUGAUGGCAUGAUGAAGCAAGAGCAAGCCAAGAUUAAUAAUGCUAUCUCCGAGACCAACACGGCAAACCUAACAAGGCCGCCGAUGAACGAGACUGACUUGAUUCAGCAGCUGGUACUCCAAUUCCUGCAGCACGAUGGCUAUGUUGAGACAGCGAGAGCUUUUGCAGAAGAGAUUCAAUCAGAAAAACAAGCUCUGAACAUCGGACCGAGUGCUCCGCUGGAAGGUAUCAAUAUCAAGGAUGAUGAAGAUGCGAACCGUAGACAACGUAUUCGGAGAGCUAUUCUCGAGGGUGAUAUCGACAAAGCGUUCAAGUAUACAACUAUGUACUACCCUCAGGUGUUGAAGGACAACGAGCAAGUGUAUUUCAAGCUACGGUGCCGGAAAUUCAUUGAGAUGGUACGGAAAUCGGCCGAACUGAGCAGCCAGACACUUGGAAGCAGCAAGAAAAGCAACGGUCAUUUCAUCGAUGGCAGUCCAAAUGAGAUGGACCUCGACGAAAACGGCUUUCCAGACAAGAUGGACACUGAAGACGGACUUGACGCACUGGGAGGCGACGAGGCCGCGUUGGCAAAUGCGACCAUUAUCUAUGGGCGGGAACUACAAGAAGAGUUCAAGAGCGACCCGAGGCGUGAGGUCAGCAAGGCUUUGCAUGACGUCUUUUCCCUCAUGGCCUACUCGAACCCACUGGAGGUUCCUGAGAUCAGUCAUCUGUUCGACAGGAGAAGCAGGCAGACAGUGGCAGAGGAGCUAAACUCUGCCAUCCUACGAAGAUCGUCUCGGUCGGCCCUGGAAACCCUCUACGGCCAAACCAGUGUCUUAUUAGACUACCUGCGCGACGAUGGUGGGCCUGGAUCUUUCGUUACGAUCCAGUCGGUGAUCGACGAGAUACCCAAAUCGCCAUACUAG